Colius striatus (speckled mousebird) is the source of this 3967-nucleotide messenger RNA. RefSeq names its product ribosome maturation protein SBDS-like. The transcript has 2 exons. The record is from RefSeq and is a predicted model, not a curated record. Lineage: Eukaryota; Metazoa; Chordata; Aves; Coliiformes; Coliidae. The coding region runs from base 42 to 377 and encodes 111 amino acids.
CCCCCCGGCGCGGCCCGGCGCCAGGAGCAGCGGCCGCCGCCAUGUCCAUCUUCACCCCCACCAACCAGAUCCGCCUCACCAACGUGGCCGUGGUGCGGGCGCGGCGCGGCGGGAAGCGCUUCGAGAUCGCCUGUUACCGCAACAAGGUCCUGGGAUGGCGCAGCGGGGCGGAGAAAGAUCUGGACGAGGUGCUGCAGACGCACACGGUGUUUGUGAACGUGUCCAAGGGCCAGGUGGCAAAGAAGGAAGAUCUCGUUCGAGCGUUUGGGACGGACGACCAAACGGAGAUCUGUAAGAUGGUGGGUUCCACACUCAGCUAUAUCAAAGCUUGGAGAUCUGCUCCAUACAGCACUGCUCAGGGAAGCACAAAGGCAUGAGCUGAAGGAAAGAGUAGACAAGGGUGGAAAGCAUGAAAGCUGAGAGAUGGGGCACUUGGCAAUCCCAUCACCUUGCCAUGACUGAAAUAGCAGCAAAAAUCAUGAAGUGUGUUGUGAGGAACUGUCCUGAAAAUGGGGAAAGCCCCUGGGAAGUUCUGACUGAGUAAAGAACCCAACCAGGCACCUUGGAAGCAACACUGAGGGUUUCUCAUGGAACAGAAACCUCUGUGAAUUUUCAGUAAGGGGCUGGAAGUCUCCAUCCACAUCCACCUCACCAGGCUGUAGAACAACACAAGAUCCCUCGUGUUACCCUCAGGCAGCAGGUACCAGCUGCCAUCCAAAGAAAGGAUGCUGUGCCAACAGACCUGCAGCUCAGGCCCCCAGAGGGACUCUCACGUCCUCUUCUGUUUGGAAAGUCAAUGAGGAGACUUCUGGACACACACCCCAACAUUUUUAAACCCAAACUCAUGCAGACAUCUGAUGGCAGAAGGCUUAUGCUGCUAUGCACUGUGCACCUUCAGUGAAAUGCAGAAGGAGAAAUCCCACCAACAUCCAUUUUGUUGGAGGUUCAGCAUUGGCCAGAAUCUUUGAGGACAAAAAAAAAUUCCCAGUCACAACUCUAAAACCAGACCUGCAGGGCUACAGUGGGGUUUCAGAUCCCUGCACAGAGCCACAUCAUCCCCACAUUGCUGGGGGGAAGGUCUUCAGCAAGGUGUCAUUGAAACAACACUCCAUUUCACACCCUGCAGCAGCCAGGUAAUGUGAUUUCACAUGUGUGCUGAGAUGCCCAGCCCAAAACCAGUGAGAUUUCCCACUCCCGUGGCCCACACUGUGUCCAGAGGCAAAGCAAGGCUGGGAAAGAAAGCCAGUGCCAGUGUGUGAGGAGCCACCAGCAUUGUGGGACAUGCAGCCACCACUGCUGAGCCCACCUAGCAGCCACAGGGCUGGUGUCCCCCAGCCACCACCAGCACUCUGCUGUGCCCCCACACCAGCACUACCACAGCUCCUGCAAUAAAGAUGCCAAACUCCCACAGUCAUGGUCCAUGGGUCCACUGGGAGGGUGUCCCAUGAGUGCACAUGUCCAGAGCCAGUCUCCAGGGAUGGAAAUGCCCAGAACCAUCACCAGCAGUGAGCCCUCCCUUGCCCUUGUCUCCAUCCACAAGUCCUUGGGGAUCUUUUCUCCUCCCAUCUCCCUGGGGCCUCCCCCAUGCUGUGGGAGGUGAGUGAGCAGCUGUGUGGUGCUUUGUUAGCACAGUAGGUGGUUGUGGUUGUAAUGUUGUCAACAUUUGGGAUGAACCCUGAAAAAUCUUUCUAGCACUUGGUCUGGUCUUUCCACUCUGGCUGUGGAGAACAGAGAAGCCACAAAAUGUGUUCAAGACUUGUCUGCCAGAGCUGCAUGAAUAAUCUGGUCUGUGGCCCAUUUGCCUGCUGCAUGGUAAUUCUGGGAUGUUUUAGCUGCCUUUAAAAGAGAUCAGGAGCAGUGGCAUGCAAUAGACUAGAGGCUUUGAUUGUACUGACAUCACCAAGUUGUGAGCAGAGGGCAUCACUAAAUGCAUUCAGACACAGCAUCCCAAUCACUGUUCCAUGAGGGAGGGGAGGGGAGGGCAGCCCCCAGGCAGCAGCAGCAUCGUGUGCUCCUGGCACAAUCAGACCCACUGCUGCAGCCUCACUCUGCCCCAGGAGAGCAGCCACUGGAAAUGGAUGUGACAAGCAGCAAAAAAGCACAAGGGUGGGAAGAAACCCCAGACAGUGCUUUGGUUUCUGGGUUAAAAGUAAACCAAGCGUGGAUGUCUCAGGAAGGCAGCAGCAGGGGCAGGAGCAACACCCAGGCAGCCUCCUGACUGACCCCUGAGCCAGCCCACACCUCCCUGCCUGGGGCAACCUGCCUGUGACGGGCAGGGGAGCUGGGCUGGGCAUGGCAGGGCACUGACACCACACAGAGACCGGGGAGGAAGCUCCCAAGCUGCUGCUCACCCCAUGCACACAGCCCCCGAUGCUGGAGAGAGAGAUGAGGCUGCCCAUGGCUCUCCUAGAUGGGAAAAUACAAGGAAAAAUAAGUACAGGGAAGGGGUGUUUAGACAAGACAGGCCAAGGAGGCAAGGUGGGGGAGCUGCUGUCUGUGGGAGGCAGCAAUUAGAGUGAGUUGAGCUCUGCCUGGGGGGUGAGGGGCAGGCUGAGUGUUUGUGGGUGAUCCUAGGGUGGGAGUUUGCUACAGGCCACCUGAUCAAGAAGAGGAAGUGGAUGAGGCCUACAAACAGCUGAGAGCUGCCUCACUGUCACAAUCCCUGGGCCCCAUGGAGGACUGGUGUUUGCUGGAAAAGCCACUCAGCCAAGCACACAAACAGUGCAGGAGGUUCCUACAGAAUGCUGGUGACAGCUCCCUGGCACAAGUGGUCAGGAACCAAGGAGAGGUGUGUGGCUGGCCCUUGUGCUGGCACACAAAGAGGCUCUGCUGUGAAGGUUGGAGGCAGCCUCAGCUGCAGUGACCAUGAGAUGGUGGAGUUCAAGGUCCUGUGUGGAACAAGCAGGGCACCAGCAGGAUUGUGACCCUGGCCUCCAGCUGACCUGACUUUGGCCUCUUCCAAGCCCUGCUGGGCAGAAUGUCAUGGGGUAGGAUCCUGGAUGGUAGGAGCACCCAUGAGAGCUGCUUCAAGUGCCAGUUGCUCCAAGCCCAGGAUCAGUGUGUCCCCACAAGGAGAAAAAAUCAGAAAAAAGAGGCAAGAGGCCUACAUGAAUGAACAAAAGAGCUACUGGAAGUGCUCAAGGAGAGGAAAGAAAUCUCUGCAAGGUGGAAAAAGGGCCUGGUUGCUUGGGAAGAGUACAGGAACAUCACCAGAGUAUGCAGGGACAGAAGCAGGACAGGAUAGCAGGGAGGGAUAAUGGGGUGCAGGUGGGUGAUGCCUACCAGAAGGCAGGUAAAGACACAGCUCACCCAUCCCAGUGCCACUCCUCACACAGCCCUUCACCCUGCCAGCUCCUGGUGAAGAUGAACUGGGGUAACUGGGCAUGGAUUCUCUCACAGGAGGCCCAGCUGUACCCAGUGCCCAUGGUGCCUCCCAGCAGCAUUCACUCAGCCAUGGGGAUGCCCAGGGGCAGCACAUGGAGGGAAAUUCCAUCCCCUGACUCAAGCUCCCUGCUCUGCCCAAGUUCCCAUCAUGGUCCCAGUGCCAGCAGCAUGCAGGGCCAUGGGACCCCAAGGCAGCGCAUGAGAUGAGCCAACAGCAGGCAUGGGACACCUCAUCUUUGUGCCCAACCCCCCAAGCUGGGCCCUACAGGGUCCCUCCACCUCCCCUCACUCCAUGCUGGGUGCCCAAUGUGUGGUGCACACCCUUCACUAUCCAUUUUUAACCUUUGCCAAGGAAACGGGAGCCAGAGGCCUCAGGGCCAACCAUCAUCAGCCCAUCCUCACCCCUUUCCCGGGUGAUGGGGUGCCCACAUGAGGAAGCCACUCGGGGUUGCAGACAAGCUGGGUCAGCUGUAUUUAUUGAGAACAGUUGUAGAGGGAUAAAAAUAUUUCCAUUAGCUCUAUAAGAAUUUAUAAACCUAUACUCUGCUUAAUCCUUUAACAAAUGCCUCUAUGACCAUCAUGC